AUGGCUUCUCAAGCGGUGAAAUUCGCCUACAAUGGCACAAUUGCAUCGACUCUCCGUAAAUUCGCAUGGACCAACUUGUGGGGAGGAAGAGAAUACGGACUUCAAUUCCACGACACCUACUUCGAGCCAGCACCAGAAGUUACUGAAGCUCUUCGUCGUCUCAAUCUCCAGGAGCCACAUGUCUUCGAUCAGAGAAAGAUCCGUCUGUCACGUGCUCACACACUCGCUCUUCAUGGAGAGAAGCUUCCAAAGGCUGAGUGGACUCAAUGGAGUCAGGAAUCGUGGUACCUGAAGCCAUAUUUGGAUGAAAUCGAGGCUGAGAAGAAGGCUCGUGCUGAAUCAUCUGGACUCAUUCCACCAUACGAGAUGAAGCAACAUUAG
Molecule: messenger RNA, 381 nt
Organism: Caenorhabditis remanei
Lineage: Eukaryota; Metazoa; Nematoda; Chromadorea; Rhabditida; Rhabditidae
Exons: 3
Coding region: 1-381 (126 amino acids)
Biological process (GO): mitochondrial electron transport, ubiquinol to cytochrome c
Source: RefSeq, a predicted model, not a curated record